Oncorhynchus mykiss (rainbow trout) is the source of this 5177-nucleotide messenger RNA. RefSeq names its product mastermind-like transcriptional coactivator 1. The record is from RefSeq and is a predicted model, not a curated record. NCBI's taxonomy places the organism in Eukaryota, Metazoa, Chordata, Actinopteri, Salmoniformes, Salmonidae. Gene Ontology annotation, biological process: Notch signaling pathway; positive regulation of transcription of Notch receptor target. Gene Ontology annotation, cellular component: nucleoplasm; nuclear speck. Gene Ontology annotation, molecular function: transcription coactivator activity.
UCGGUGAAGCAAAGCAAAGGUUAGGGGAAAAAAGGAGAGAGAAAAAAAACUUGUUCCAAAAUGGCGACGAAGAUCUGCCUGUCCAUUGGAAAACAAUAGAAAUAGCAAAGAGAGGCAGUUUGAUUGUUGGUUGUCGCAAUUACUUUUUUUGUUUUGCAGUCGACCUAACUGAUUCGGGGUCGGGUUGUGUGUGUUCUAUAUGGACUACUUGUGAGAAUUAUUUUGAAAGUAGUCUGGGUAUCAUGCUUUUGUUAUAGUUAGCAAGCUAUCAAGCUAGCUACAUCCGUAUCUUAUUGCAGUGUCUGCUAGCUAUCAAGUCACAUUACUGCGAUCUCCGCCGAGGAUCAGCUGUUAGCCAGGGAGAACAUAGGCAACAUUACUUUAGCUAGCUAGUUGCAACGUAACUACUUUUGUUAUUAGCGAGUUAACGUUCUUGGUGUUUUAUAUGUUGACGGUAAUCGGUAACUUGACGUUUUAUCCUGCCUGGUUAGCAGAAGUUAUAUUCUAGAUACAUUUACUAGUACUUACUAGUAUAAAAGAACUGAGCGUCACUUGCUUUAGCUAACUUUCACCAUGAGACAGGAGUGUUUGUUGUAGACAAAGUUAGCUUUAGCCAGCAAGCUAACCAGCUCCAUGAAGUUGGUGCCGCGACACAGUGCGGUGAUGGAGCGACUCCGCCGUCGAAUCGAGCUCUUCAGGAGGCAUCACACCAGCUGCGAGAACCGCUACGACAGCACAGCUAUGGAGCGGCUGGAGAUGGAACGGCAGCAGACCUUUGCACUGCACCAACGGUGCCUGCAAACCAAGGCCAAACGGUCGAGUAAGCACCGCCAGCCACAGCCAACCUCAGACCAGUCGGCGCAGAGAGGGUCAGGGACCGGGGGCAGCAACGCAGACCUAGCGGAGGGUGGAACGCCAGAGCAGAGCAGAAACAGCACUUUGAUUGCGUUGCAGGAGUCGGUGAAGAGGAAGCUGGAGAGCGCCAGCUCCCCUGUUCAAGUCAACGGCUUCAGCGAUGGCUACCCCCCAUCCAAGAAGUCCUGCCUGGACAAUGACCCAUCCAACGGCGGCAUCCCCACUCACUCGCCUCUGGACUCCAAGCACGGCAUCGGCGCUGACUCGCUCAUACCCAACGGGAUCCACCGGCCUGGUGGUGAGCCCGGUGGGGACUCCUCGGGGGAGCAGGAGUUCUUGCUCAAAGAGAUGAAGCAGGAGCCCAUGGAUGACAUCUUGCCCUGCAUGCUGCCGUCAGGGGGCGGAGCCAGCAACAGCCUCUUCCCUGACCUCAACCUCAACGAGCAGGAGUGGAUGGAGCUCAUGGAGGAGCUCAACCGCUCUGUGGCCUAUGAGGACAUCCAGGACAUCCUCAACGAUGGCUUCGAGGAUCGCAAGGACUCCCCUGAGCUGGCCGGACCCACCCCAGGGACAUGUGCACAGUCUGGGGGAGCAACGCAGGGAGGGGGAACCUCACAGGGAGGCCUCCUGCCUCCAGACCUGGCCAGCAUUAAGACUGAGUUCUCCCCGGCCUCCUCUGCUUUCGAGCAAGACUCUGGCACCGGCUCGCCGCAUGUUAGGCCAACGUCAUCGGGGCCGCCCAUGCAGCGCUCACCGGCAGCGGCUACCACCACUGCCUCCUCCCCGGCCCUGUCCCAACCCCUCAGCCAGCAGCCUCCCCCAUCCAGGCAACUCCCUCCCCAGAACCACCACCUCCCCCCGGGGCCCGUCUCCAAAGACCUGUCCCCUGCCCAGCAGCUCCAACAGCUAGCCGCACAUCAACAGAGAGCCCAGCAGAUGCAAUCCCAGCUUCAACAGCAGCAACACGCUCAGAAACCGCAGCAAAACCAAAAACAGCAACAACCGCAGCAAGCACCCAAAUUCCACACAACUGGAUCCCACCCUCAGUCUUGGCCCCCCCAGUCGGCCCCGUCUCGAAGCCCCCUAGGGGGCUCCUACGGCCUGGAGAAGCCCACCAGCCCCUCCCUAUACCCCCAGGACUUCCCCAACAAGCCCCAGCUGAUGAUACCUGUACAGCCCAACAAGGGCUCACCCAAAGCUGCAGCCGGCGGGUACCUGCAGCCCGGGGGCCCCCACCCCAACAUGCUUGGCCACCCUGUCGCAGGACCAGGUGCCCUGCUCAGCCACCCUGCAGCAGCAGGCCCUGGGGGCCCGGGCUCUGCCAUGCUCAACUACAGCAACACCAAGCCCCUGUCCCACUACGAGGCGGCGACCCAGGGGCCACCACGGGGCCCGCCUAGUGCCCAGAGCCAGAACAAGGCGGUGAUGCUAUCGCUUCUCAGGCAGCAGCAGCAGAUGAAGCAGAAGCAAGGCCUGCCCUUCAGACCACACCUACCCCACGGCCAGCAGGAGCAGAACCCGUACCCCACCACAACACACGGAACCGGCAACGCCAUGGCGCCCCAGCCGGGGGGGCCCGGUAACGGCCUGGCAAGUAACCAUGGUAACGCAGCCUACCUGUCGGGGCAGGCAGCGGUGGCGGCGGCGCUGAAGCAGCAGCAGCAACAGCAGCAGCUGAUGGAGCAGCAGAAACAGUUUCUACUGGGCCAGAGGCAGCAGCAGAUCAUGGCCCAACAGGAGAAGCAGCGUCUGCAGCAGGAGCAGCAGCUCCAGAGGCACCUGACCCGGCCCCCUCCCCAGUACCAGGACCAACAGAACCAGCAACCUGGAGCACAGAAUCCCUUCCAGCAGCAGCAGGUCGCCCAGUUUAUAGGCUCUUCUCAGCCAAUGGUCAACGUUGGCUCGCUGGGGGGCCCCGCCCCCGUAGCUCAGCGAAUGUUCCCCCAGACACAACAAGGCAUGAUGGGCAUGACCAUGGGCCAACAGGGAGGUGGUGGCCCCACACCUGGUGCCCUCCCUGCUGCCAGCCAGGCCGACAUGAGCCUCUCCUCUUGCGGGGGCGUUAUGGACUCUGCCUUACAGCAGCAGGUACUCUACAGUAACAUGAACAUGCACCCCUCCCAGCAAAGUUCAAUGCAGAGGCAGCCCGUAGGCAACAUGGGCGCCCCCUACAGACAGAACAUGCUAGCCCAGCAGCAGCACCUCAAAAACCAACCCAACGCCGCCCUGCUGAAACAGCAGCAGCAGUUAGCCAGACUACCCGGCUCCAUGCCCAGUGGAAACAUGCCCAACACCAUGCAGAGUGCCCAGAGCCAAGCCUGGCAGCAGCACCAGGUCAUGCAGCAAGCCAUGGGUGCCCAGCAAACUCCUUCCAGCAAUGGCGGUCUCCCGCCCAAUUCCUUUGUCAACUCCAACGCCUUCCACAUGCAGCAGCAGACCCGCAUGCCCAACAAGAUGCCUGUUGGCAACACCCCCUUCGGCGCCAAUGCCAACGGCAGGCCCAUGGCCGCCAUGAACCCUGCCCAGCAACAGAUGAUGCAGCAGGCCCAGCAAAGGACUGCAGCCAACCCCCAAGUUUCCCUUGAGCAGCCCUUAGGGCAAGUCUUACCCAAUCAGCAACAGACUCAGCAACAGCAGGGUUCCCAAGGCCAAGGGGUGUUACCGGACCUGGGGGCCUUCAGUCAGCCGCAGGGGGGGCGUUCGGUCAGCCAGGGGCUCCAGUGCAGCCAGCAGGGCUACCAGAUCAACAGAACUGCCAACCAACAGCAGCAGCAGUUGCCGUUUGGCUACAACACUGGAUCAGGGGCUAGCAGUCUGCCCAGCUUCCCUGGGGAGGGUGACCUGGUGGAUUCUCUGCUGAAAGGACAGAGCACGCAGGAGUGGAUGGAUGAUCUGGAUGAGAUCGUUCACCUUUUCCGAUCAGUAGAUUAAGACUGAAAGGACAAAGAGCCACUUCAGACAAUUGGGACUUCAGACGAUGAGUUGAGAGUGAAAGUUGGUGUAUUAGUUCCAAGCCAAUUGCCAAUGAAAUGCAGGAACAGCGAGGGUUAGUAAUGGAAUUCUGUUACUGUUCUGACAAUGCUAGGAGACUGUAAUUCUCAGUAUUUUGUGUACUGUGAAUAUACAGUACACAAGGCGUAUAUAAUGUUAAGAGAAUUAGUGAUGGUGCGCAGGGCCAAAACCCGUGUGAUUCCUAUUGGAGUAUAUAUUUUUUUUUUCUUCCCAGGACUCGAAGACGUAUAGAGUACUCUACUACUACUACUACUACUACUACUGAACCUGUGGCUCAGUACUAAACCACUGAAUCAAGGGUGAACCGAAUGCUCCACACAUACACACACAGCCUCUUCUGCUUUGUUUGAAGUUGCAGCCUUCAAUGCAAAUAUAUGCUCGGUGUAGCAGAGGUGAGCUAGUAAUACAUUCCCCCCUAUGUAAAAGGUUUGUGGUAAUACACAAGAGUUUUUGUUCACGGUCUGCUCAUAAGUAGACCUGUGCCAUUUCUCCUCUACUCUCAAACCAAUGACUAGGUGAGCUAAAGAAACUCAACUGUGGUGGCCAUAUUUGUUUGGUUAGCCAGUGUCCGUUUGUUGCUAAGUGGGGACCCAUAUGUUGAACUGUCUGAAGUCUUUGAUUUGGAGACCAGACUGUUUCUCCGUUUUAGAGUUGUGCAAUUACCCCCAAUGUAGGUAGGUUUCAAAUGUAAAGUGACAAAUGGGGACCUUGUCCCCACAUCUCACACAUACACUUUUGAGUGAUUCUUGUAUCAUGUUUCUAAAAUGGUCUCCCUUUAGGUUCCUUACCAUGUUUGACCAGUUUACACACUAAAAUCACUGUCUUUAUUAAACAUCCAGCCCACUGUAAUUUCAAUAACCAAGCUAAAAGAGAAGAUAAUGUACAGAUUUGUCUUUAGUCAUGCAGCUUUUAUUUUAUGUUAGUGGAAAUGAUUGCCUUAAGACACAUUGCAGCCAUUAUUUUUUGCCAUAACCUUGAAUGACAAUACAGCCUACAGAGUUGGGAUAUUAGAUUUUUUUAAAUUCCAUCCUUGUUUGUGUCAGGGGAUACUUGUAAAUUUGUAUAUUUGUUUUGUAUGCAUUUCCUAUUGUUUUUGCCGAAGAUAUAGCUUAUUUUUAUAUGUAUAUUGCAGCUGAUUUUUGUAAGUAUUUUAUACUUUUAAUAUGGUUCUCUGUAAAACAAGAGUAUUAUGUGAAUAUAGUUCUUUAGAAACGGACUCUGCGUUUUGUAUUUUUGUGCAUGCUUGAAUUCUAACUAGCUAGCAUUACAGUAUUAAUAUUAGGUGCCAACGUAAGUAAAAUCCUGUCCAA